AUGUGGUUGCAGCAUGCAAUUGGGUAUGUAACCGAUGGAGAAUUUUAUGGAGCAAAGGCAACUUUAAAUGUAUGGGCUCCAAAUGUUACAAGGCCUUUUGAUUUUAGCCUUUCACAAAUUUGGGUUAUUGCGGAUGUUCCAACUCAUGGGUUAAGCACUUUGGAAGCUGGAUGGCAGGUUGCUCCAGCCAUGUACGGAAAUAAAUUGCCAAGAUUUUUUCUUUAUUGGACCAAUGAUGGGUAUCGAUCUGGAUGCUACAAUUUGUUGUGUUCGGGGUUUGUACAAACAACUCAUGAGAUUUGUCUUGGAGCUACUUUUGAUGCAUUAUCAACGUAUAACGGUACACAGUACGAUUUCGACGUACUAAUCUGGAAGGAUCCAAGACAUGGAAACUGGUGGUUGAGGGUGGGAACGAUUAUAGUUGGAUAUUGGCCUGUAGCUUUAUUCCCUGACUUUAGUAAACAUGCAACAGCGAUUGAAUAUGGUGGAGAGGUGUUUAAUGCUCAAAGCCAUGGUCAACAACCCACAUCAACCAUAAUGGGGAGUGGCCACUUUGCAACCGAAGGGUUUGGAAAAGCUUCAUUUGUUAGGAACAUGGAAAUUGUUGAUGAACACAAUGUGUUACAACCAGUUGGAGAUGUGACUUUGUUAACAGAAAAACCAAAUUGUUAUGAUGUUAAAAAUGGGUUUAAUAGUGUUUGGGGUUAUUAUAUAUUUUUUGGAGGGCCUGGAAAUAAUCCACAUUGUACCUAA
Messenger RNA from Lactuca saligna, 753 nucleotides. The record is from the annotation of a GenBank genome assembly. NCBI's taxonomy places the organism in Eukaryota, Viridiplantae, Streptophyta, Magnoliopsida, Asterales, Asteraceae.